Orbilia oligospora ATCC 24927 is the source of this 1197-nucleotide messenger RNA. RefSeq lists its product as uncharacterized. Gene Ontology annotation, molecular function: pseudouridine synthase activity; RNA binding. NCBI's taxonomy places the organism in Eukaryota, Fungi, Ascomycota, Orbiliomycetes, Orbiliales, Orbiliaceae. The transcript has 5 exons. The record is from RefSeq and is a predicted model, not a curated record. Gene Ontology annotation, cellular component: mitochondrion. Gene Ontology annotation, biological process: mRNA pseudouridine synthesis; tRNA modification. Bases 1 to 1197 code for a protein of 398 amino acids.
AUGGUGACCGACGGUAUCAUAGCGGUUAACAAACCCGCUGGUCGUACUUCCGCCCAAGUUCUACGGAAUCUCCAAGUUACCUUCGGCAAAUCCGAAUUCUUCGCCGACCACCUCGAAGCACAGAAGGCAUAUUCCGACCACCAAGAUCGUCGGCAGUCUACUACGAGACGAUCCAGGAAGAAUAGGAAGGGCGAUACUCAAGUCAAAUUGGGACAUGGAGGGACAUUAGAUCCCAUGGCCACUGGCGUAUUAAUCGUGGGAGUUGGAAAAGGUACAAAGCGGUUAUCAAACUAUCUCGACUGUACCAAGGAGUACGAAGCAGUUGCAAUCUUCGGCAUAAGUACGGACAGCUAUGACAAAGAAGGCAAGAUCACGGCGAGAAAACCUUACGGACAUAUCACAAAAGAGGCUGUAGAAGGCGUCCUAGACAAAUUCAGAGGGGACAUUUACCAGCGACCGCCGAUGUUCUCAGCGUUAAAUCUUAACGGGAAAAGACUAUACGAAUAUGCCCGUGAAGGAAUACCCAUCCCCGUCGAAAUCAAGAAACGACCGUGUACGAUAUCUUCCCUAGAAAUUACAAAAUUCGAGGCUGGAGACUCAGGACAUGAAUGGGCGUAUCCUACGAGGGAAGCUUCAGAGGUAGAAAAGGCCGCAGCAAAGGCGUAUCAGGAAUUAGGUAUGGGAGCGGAUAAAGAGGAAGACCUAAAAAGCGGUAUCGACCUUGGCCCCAACGCUGUGAGCGACGAGGAAUUUGAGGCAUCUGAAAAGAGGAAAGCGACAGCUGAGGCGGUUAAAACUGCAAGAUUGGCGAAAAGAACGAAGAAGUAUUAUGAUCAAAAGGACGGAAUUGAAACUGCAACGGAAGAGAAGAAAGAAGCAGGAAGUGAGGGAGAAAGUGAGAAGGAACCAACGCCACCACCGCCACAGCCGAUUUAUCAUGAAGAAGGCAAACCAUCAGUCGUUCAUCUAAAGAUGACAGUGUCGCGUGGUACAUACGUCCGAUCCAUUGCGCAUGACAUUGGUGAGGCGUUGGGUUCUGCAGCGACAUUAGUCGCAUUGACGAGAUCGCGACAAGGCGAGUACGAGCUCGGGAAGAACGUGAUUGCAUGGGAGGAUUUCAAGCCGGGUAACGACGCUUGGGUCGAACAAGUCAAAGAAUCGCUGGCAAAGUCGCAGGAAGAUGCGGACCAGUUCUAA